This is a messenger RNA of Pistacia vera, 2327 nucleotides long. RefSeq names its product probable amino acid permease 7. Gene Ontology annotation, cellular component: plasma membrane. The record is from RefSeq and is a predicted model, not a curated record. The transcript is spliced from 9 exons. NCBI's taxonomy places the organism in Eukaryota, Viridiplantae, Streptophyta, Magnoliopsida, Sapindales, Anacardiaceae. The coding region runs from base 663 to 2045 and encodes 460 amino acids.
UUAAGGCCCCCAGAAACUUUCAUUAAUCUUAGAUUCUUACCUUACAUUGCCGCAGAGAAAUGUAUAUGCUAUUGUUUACUUGACAUGAUUUUGUUCUCGCCCUGGAAUUGCGCUAUUUGGCAAGAAAGAAACAAAAAUGAUCUUUUAAGAUAAAUGGGAUUUCGAUAUAUUUCUCUUAAAAAAAUGGUAUGAUAUGAUAUAUGUAGUAGAGUUUGGACCCCAAAAAACCCACUUGGUGUUGGGCCUUUUCUGGAUAAGAUCAUCAUGGGCUUGAUAUGCCAAAUUUCUGGGUUGAGUCAAAUGUCAGGCCACCAUAGAUGCAUGCAUUGGCAUUGUAAGGAGGGAAAAAUACAAAGAGGCACUCACUGUCACCGGUUGAGUAAUUUGUAGGCUAAAGAGACAGAGAGAGAUGUCAUGCUAAUGCCAGCAAAUUGAGAAUUUGAACCAAAAUCUGGCUGGUGUGACAUAGCAGAGGUCACGAUUCUUCUGGUGUCAUGGCUCCAUGAAGGUAGCCAGAUUAGUUUAAAGUUCCUGCAAAUCUUUUCAAGUUGUGGAGCAGCUAGUUUAGUUCAAGUACAUGAUAGAGUUCUUCCUUUACAACUCCUCCGUCUUCUAGUUGGUUGUAAACUCUCGCCAAAACUUCAUUGCCUAGCGCGAAUUUGAUGAACAUGGAAGUUGAUCACUCCCUGGAACAAGCUAAUGGUUCCUGUGAUGAUGAUGAUGGGCAGAUAAGAACUGGAACCUUAUGGACUUGCGUCGCGCAUAUAAUUACUGCUGUUAUUGGUGCUGGGGUUCUGUCUUUGGCAUGGAGUACUUCACAGCUGGGAUGGAUAGCAGGGCCAGUUGCCUUGCUUUGUUUUGCAAUCAUCACCUAUGUUUCUGCUUUCCUCCUUGCUGAUUGUUAUAGGUCCCCUGACCCCAUAAAAGGAACCCGAAACCGUACUUACAUCGAUGCUGUUAGAUUGAAUCUUGGUAAAAUUCAUGCCUGGUUUUGUGGUUUGCUUCAAAAUCUGAGUUUUUAUGGAACUGCUAUUGCUUAUGUUAUUACUACGUCAACCUGUAUGAGAGCAAUCCAGAAAUCAAACUGUUACCACAGAGAAGGGCAUGAUGCUCCAUGUGCAUAUGGAAACACCAUAUAUAUGCUACUCUUUGGAGCUGUUCAGAUUGUUGUUUCGCAGAUACCAGAUUUUCAUAACAUGGAAUGGCUCUCAGUUAUUGCAGCAAUCAUGUCCUUUACCUAUUCUUUCAUAGGAUUUGGACUUGGCUUUGCAAAAGUGAUAGAAAAUGGGACGAUUAAGGGGAGCUUAACUGGAGUACCAGCUGCUAAUACUGCUGACAAAUUAUGGCUAGCAUUCCAAGCACUUGGGGACAUUGCUUUUGCCUAUCCAUAUUCCAUGAUUCUCCUGGAGAUACAGGAUACUUUGAAGUCGCCUCCACCAGAAAACAAGACCAUGAAGAAGGCUUCAAUGCUUGCAAUCUUUAUGAUAACUUUCUUCUACCUUUGCUGUGGAUGUUUUGGAUAUGCAGCCUUUGGCAAUGAUACUCCUGGAAAUAUCUUGACAGGAUUCGGAUUCUAUGAGCCUUACUGGCUAGUUGACUUUGCCAAUGCUUGCAUUGUUCUUCAUUUGGUUGGUGGAUAUCAGAUGUACAGCCAGCCGGUAUUCGCCGUUUCUGAAAGAUGGUUUACUCAGAAAUAUCCAAACAGUGUAUUUGUGAACAAGUUUUUCACCUUCAAGCUCCCCUCAUUACCACCCUUGAAAGUAAAUCUUUUCAGGAUAUGCUUCAGAACAGCCUAUGUGGUGUCCACAACUGCAAUUGCAAUGGUUUUCCCUUACUUCAACCAAGUCUUGGGAGUGUUGGGUGCCUUGAACUUUUGGCCUUUGGCCAUAUAUUUUCCUGUGGAAAUGUACUUUGUGCAGAAGAAAAUUAGUCGUUGGACAAGAAAAUGGAUUGUUCUUAGGACAUUCAGCAUCUUUUGCUUGUUUAUUACCAUAAUCUGCUUAAUUGGAUCGAUUGAAGGGCUUAUAAGUGCCAAACUUGGUUGAAGAAAACUGCUUAUUAUGUUCUUCCUGAACUUGAAGUAGUAUCAUAAUAUAUAGGAAAAUAAUACAGUCACCGACGGUAGUGCACCGAAUGACAUGGCAAAAUCUUGACCGUUGAUUAAUUUUAACUUAAUAUUAAUCAACGAUCAGGACUUUGCCACGUCAUUCGAUGCACAAAUUCGGUGCACUACCGUCAGUAACUGUAGCAUUACUCUAAUAUAUAUAUCGAGUUAGGGGAAAAAUUCUGUAAAAAUACUGUUCUGGAAUGCUAAUGAAUUUGCAUCA